GAUGGAAGAGAAAACUUAGCAAGUUGAAGUUUGGCAUUAAAAUAAAGGACUCGCCACCACUCUGUGCACCUUCUUGAAGGAGUUCAUUCCUCCGCAGCGCCUCACAGCUUAGUGCGCCUGCGCACGCGCGAGCUGCGGCCCCGCCUCUCCAUUGGGGACGGGAGACGUGCGUCGGCUCGCAGGACGCGGGCUGCGCAUGCGCCUUCAUUUCGUCAGCCCGCUGCUGCGUGCUGCCAGCGGGAACCGCGGACUGGGGGGUUUUCGCUGCCGUGUUCCCCGAGCUUGUUAGGCGGAGCGCGCCGGGAGACAGAGAGGAAAGGAUAGAGGAAGUGCUGCCCUAGGCUACAUGAGUCGAAGCAAGCGUAUUUCCUUCCCGCCAGGCAAGUGCCCAUAGAAACCGGGCCCCGCCCCCUUCCUGGCCUGCAUUCCCAUCCCCUCUCCCGGGGCGGAGGUGACGACCUCCUUGGUUCCUCUGGUUCUGUCAGUGAGCCCAUUCCUUGGCCAUGAAGCUCGUGAGGAAGAACAUCGAGAAAGACAAUGCGGGCCAGGUGACCCUGGUCCCCGAGGAGCCUGAGGACAUGUGGCACACUUACAACCUCGUGCAGGUGGGCGACAGCCUGCGCGCCUCCACCAUCCGCAAGGUACAGACAGAGUCCUCCACGGGCAGCGUGGGCAGCAAUCGGGUCCGCACUACCCUCACUCUCUGCGUGGAGGCCAUCGACUUCGACUCUCAAGCCUGCCAGCUGCGGGUUAAGGGGACCAACAUCCAAGAGAAUGAGUAUGUCAAGAUGGGGGCUUACCACACCAUCGAGCUGGAGCCCAACCGCCAGUUCACCCUGGCCAAGAAGCAGUGGGAUAGUGUGGUACUGGAGCGCAUCGAGCAGGCCUGUGACCCAGCCUGGAGCGCUGAUGUGGCGGCUGUGGUCAUGCAGGAAGGCCUCGCCCAUAUCUGCUUAGUCACUCCCAGCAUGACCCUCACUCGGGCCAAGGUGGAGGUGAACAUCCCUAGGAAAAGGAAAGGCAAUUGCUCUCAGCAUGACCGGGCCUUGGAGCGGUUCUAUGAACAGGUGGUCCAGGCUAUCCAGCGCCACAUACACUUUGAUGUUGUAAAGUGCAUCCUGGUGGCCAGCCCAGGAUUUGUGAGGGAGCAGUUCUGCGACUACAUGUUUCAACAAGCAGUGAAGACCGACAACAAACUGCUCCUGGAAAACCGGUCCAAAUUUCUUCAGGUACAUGCCUCCUCCGGACACAAGUACUCCCUGAAAGAGGUCCUUUGUGACCCUACUGUAGCUAGCCGCCUUUCAGACACUAAAGCUGCUGGGGAAGUCAAAGCCUUGGAUGACUUCUAUAAAAUGUUACAACAUGAACCGGAUCGAGCUUUCUAUGGACUCAAGCAGGUGGAGAAGGCCAAUGAAGCCAUGGCAAUUGACACAUUGCUCAUCAGCGAUGAGCUCUUCAGGCAUCAGGAUGUAGCCACACGGAGCCGGUAUGUGAGGCUGGUGGACAGUGUGAAAGAGAAUGCAGGCACCGUUAGGAUAUUCUCUAGUCUUCACGUUUCUGGGGAACAGCUCAGCCAGUUGACUGGGGUCGCUGCCAUUCUCCGCUUCCCCGUUCCCGAACUCUCUGACCAAGAAGAUGAUUCCAGUUCUGAAGAGGAUUAAUGAUUGAAACUUAAAAUUGAGACAAUCUUGUGUUUCCUAAACUGUUACAGUGCAUUUCUCAGCAUCCUUGUGACAGAAAGCUGCAAGAAUGGCACUUUUUGAUUCAUACAGGGAUUUCUUAUGUGUUUGGCUACACUAGAUAUUUUGUGAUUGGCAAGACAUGUAUUUAAACAAUAAACUAAAAGGAAAUAAUCUCCACGUA
Messenger RNA from Pongo pygmaeus (Bornean orangutan), 1863 nucleotides. It is a transcript of the gene PELO, whose product is annotated as pelota mRNA surveillance and ribosome rescue factor. Bases 504 to 1661 code for a protein of 385 amino acids. The record is from RefSeq and is a predicted model, not a curated record. The transcript is spliced from 2 exons. Gene Ontology annotation, cellular component: cytoplasm. NCBI's taxonomy places the organism in Eukaryota, Metazoa, Chordata, Mammalia, Primates, Hominidae. Gene Ontology annotation, biological process: RNA surveillance; nonfunctional rRNA decay; ribosome disassembly.